AUGUUCACAUGUUCCCAGCUUACAGGCAGCCAUCCAGCAGAACAGGCACUCAUACCUUCAGCAAAAAGUGUUUAUUGGGCUUGCAAAAACAAUGAUUUGGAAAAGCUUCUACAUGUCUUAGUACAAGGUGUAAGUCCAAAUGUAAAAGUCAAGGAGUAUGGGAACCAAACAGGCAUGCAUGUGGCAGCAUCUUACGGCAUCCUUGCUGCCCUCCAUGUUCUGGUUCUUGCUGGUGCAACUAUAGACAUGACUGACACCCAGCUCAUGACCCCACUCAUGGUGGCUAUAACCAAAGAACAGAAUGAUGUGGUGCACUACCUUAUUCAAGCUGGGGCAUCUCUCAUGGCAAAGACUCAGGAUGGCAUGACGUGCCUUCACCUUGCUGCAAAGGGUGGGAAUCUCAUGGCUUGCCAACACAUUCUAAACUCUGGACGAUUGACUCGCCAUGCUGUUAAUAUGCAGGAUGAAGGGGGUUGGACCCCUCUUGUCUGGGCCUCAGAGAAUAAAUUUACCCAUGUUGUGAAGUAUCUCCUUGAUCGUGGAGGAAACCCUCAAUUGUGUGAUGUAGAACAGAACACUGCCUUACAUUGGGGAGCUUUCUCAGGAGCCUCGCACAUUUGCUCUAUGGUGUUGGACCGUGGGUGCUCACUCAGAUCCAUGAAUGCCCACGGAGAUACCCCCCUGCACAUUGCAGCUCGGCAAAUAAUAUCAGACACAGUUUGUACUUCUCCUGGCACAAGAGGUGCAAGGUUGGAAUGUUGUCAACAAAAAGGGACAGUGCCCUAG
Messenger RNA from Penaeus indicus, 786 nucleotides. RefSeq names its product histone-lysine N-methyltransferase EHMT2-like. Gene Ontology annotation, biological process: peptidyl-lysine dimethylation; negative regulation of transcription by RNA polymerase II. The coding region runs from base 1 to 786 and encodes 261 amino acids. Gene Ontology annotation, cellular component: nucleus; chromatin. Gene Ontology annotation, molecular function: p53 binding; histone H3K9 methyltransferase activity. The transcript is spliced from 6 exons. The record is from RefSeq and is a predicted model, not a curated record. Lineage: Eukaryota; Metazoa; Arthropoda; Malacostraca; Decapoda; Penaeidae.